Molecule: messenger RNA, 1308 nt
Organism: Galdieria sulphuraria
Lineage: Eukaryota; Rhodophyta; Bangiophyceae; Galdieriales; Galdieriaceae
Product: methyltransferase
Exons: 4
Coding region: 106-1284 (392 amino acids)
Biological process (GO): mRNA processing
Cellular component (GO): THO complex part of transcription export complex
Molecular function (GO): S-adenosylmethionine-dependent methyltransferase activity
Source: RefSeq, a predicted model, not a curated record
UUUUGUAGACAAUUAUUAUUCUUCUUCAAUUAUCGAAGAAGAGUCAGAUAACUGUACAGGAACAAAAUUAUUUCCAGGUGAGGAAACAAUAGUUUCCUUUGUCCAAUGUUCUUCGAAAGAGAACAGUUGUUGCUUUUGGAUGUUGGUUGUGGUAGAAAAGGAAGUUUAUCUCAUGUGGAUUGGAAACCUAGGUCACUUCCUUUAUUGUGGUUGGGAGUUGACAAAUAUAGAGAUACCAUUUAUCAGUUUCUGAGAGUUGCGAAGAAGUCUCAUAUUAUUUUUGAAGGAAUUGUAGCAAGUGCUUGUGCGUUGCCUUUUCGUGAGGAAGUUUUCGAUACUAUUUUAUGUCAAAGUGUAUUGCAUCACUUUCCCAUUAAAUACAAAAGACAACUAGUGUGGAAGAAUAUUCAGGCAACUUGCCUUUUGAAACAAGCGUUCUGUAUUUAUUUGACAGUUUGUGCUUAUGAACAAGAAGGAAAGAGACUAGCUUCACAAGAUGCUUUGGUCUCUGAUAUUAAGGAAAGAGUAUUAUUUUAUCACUUUUUUAAAAGAAAUGAACUCGAAGAAGAGUUUCCUCAUUCGGAAAUCAUAACUGAAAAAGAUCAACAUGCAUUGAUAUAUUCUUCAAAGAAUGAUUUCUUCUUCAACAAUGGAAUCACAAGAAGACGAUCCCAUAUUACCAGUGUUUAUGCUCUUUGGUGUCGACUGAGACAACAGGACUCGUUGCAAGCACAACAACAAGACGAACUUUCUACUCUUUGCACUGCACUGUGGAAAGAUUUGUCUCGUUAUGAACUAAACUUGAAGAAGUUAUUAUUAGUAGGGAAAACGACGCUUUAUGAGGACCAACAGUUGCAGAGCACUGAGAGACAGAUCCAAAAGGAUAUUCAACGAGUUCAACUGGAAGUAGAGGAGCUUAAGAGACAGCUACAGGUAGAAAGAACUCAACGUAGAAGAAAGGAAGAAUAUAGUUUAAUUGCUUCCUCUAUACUGGAGUUGCCAGAUAGAGAGAAGUUACAAGAAGAGUUUGAACAAACCACGAAACAAAUUCAGCAAUUGGAAGAGCAGAAACAACAAUUGGAGUAUGAAAAGGAGCAGCGUGCACGACAGUUUCAACUACUUUUACAAUCGAUAAAAGAGCUUUCUAGCGAAACUGAUGAUGGUUGGUACAGUUGGUGGAAGCACUGGUUCGCAAGUAAUACAGUACAACAAAACUCCUCAAUCAGUUCUUAUGAAUCAACAUGGAACAAGGAAAAUGAAAGCGUUAGAAUGGAAGACUCUUAGAGUCCUUGAAAAGUCUACAGAUAU